GGAUGAAGAAGGAUGCUGGAAAUGGCACUAAAUCAUUUGGUUAUUUCUCAGUGUUAGAAUAUACUUCUACAGUUUACUGCAUGUUAAUGUCGUUGCUCUUAUACCUUCUUUUUCUUCUUUUUCCUCCCUUAUGCAUUGCCUCUCAGCACUGGAAAGCCCUAUUUGAUCAGUUUGAUCCCGACAACACUGGCUACAUCAGCACUGAGAAGUUCCGCUCCCUUCUCCAGAGGCACGGCUCGGAGCUGGACCCCCACAAGCUGGAGGUCCUGCUGGCCCUGGCAGACAGCAACUCCGAGGGGAGGAUCUGCUAUCAGGACUUUGUCAACCUGAUGAGCAACAAAAGGUCGAACAGCUUCCGGCAAGCCAUCCUGCAGGGGAACCGGAGGCUGUGCAGCAAGGCACUGCUGGAGGAGACGGGGCUCAGCCUUUCCCAGAGGCUCAUCCGGCACGUUGCGUAUGAAACCCUGCCCCGAGAGAUAGACCGCAAGUGGUACUACGACAGCUACACCUGCUGCCCUCCACCCUGGUUCAUGAUAACCAUCACUAUCGUAGAGGUUGCCUUUUUUCUUUACAACGGAGUGGUAUUAGACAGAUUUGUGCUGCAAGUCAGCCAUCCCUUAUACCUGAAGAACGCAUUACUUUACCAUCCUCAGCUCCGUGCUCAGGCUUGGAGGUACCUAACCUACAUAUUCAUGCAUGCAGGGAUAGAACACCUUGGACUCAAUGUUGUCCUCCAGCUCUUGGUUGGGGUUCCCCUGGAAAUGGUGCAUGGCGCUGCGAGGAUCAGUUUUGUGUACAUUGCUGGAGUUGUGGCAGGGUCCCUGGCAGUGUCAGUAGCUGAUAUGACUGCGCCUGUGGUGGGCUCCUCUGGAGGCGUGUAUGCUCUUGUCUCAGCCCACUUGGCCAAUAUAGUCAUGAACUGGUCAGGAAUGAAGUGCCAAUUCAAACUGCUGCGCAUGGCUGUUGCCUUGAUCUGUAUGAGCUUUGAAUUUGGAAGAGCCGUGUGGCUGCGAUUCCACCCCUCCGUUUACCCACCCUGCCCACACCCCAGCUUCAUGGCUCACCUGGGAGGGGUGGUGGUUGGAAUCACCCUCGGUGUCAUCAUCCUGAGGAACUAUGAGCAGAGACUCCAAGAUCAGACUUUAUGGUGGAUCUUCCUUUCUAUUUAUGUCAUUUUUGUCUUGUUUGCCAUCUUCUGGAACAUUUUUGCCUACAGCCUGUUGGAUCUAAAGCUACCUCCCCCUCCCUGAUGACAUGGGACAGAAACUCGAGACCAGAAGUCAUCUGUCAGCUAUGUUAAGUGAAUGAAGAUGGAGGAUCUAUUUUUAUAUUUAACUUAGGGGAGGAUGAUUCUUUUGAACAGAGGUGUGUGCUGGAGGAGAAGCUUAACGAUCUCAUGAAAGACUGGGCUGGUCAGUUUGUUCACAAAUCUAGCAGGUACUGUAAAACUGGCUGUCCUGACCCUGCAGUUGCUCCCCUGGCAGGGCUCCCACGGGGCAGCUUACACCUGGGCACUGAGCACUUGGUUUGUUAGCACACAUCAGGAUUUUGUACAAGAUAUUUGUAUUUUCCAGGUCAGUGCUGGAAUUAUGGCCAGUGGUUGAAGGAAUCUCUUCAAUAUUACUGAACACUAAAAGGGAAACAAGCAGAUGUUUGCUCAUGAGAGACUCGCAUGGUACUUGCAAGGCAGCUUGGGUUUGGUUUCUGAGGACACAUUUGACUGUUCAGCCAUACCAGUGCCACUGUCUAAUUACUUGAAUGCUUUCUAAGAUAUUUUAGCCUAUGGUGAAACCUGUAUUAUGCACCUUGCAAAGGAAUCAGCAGAACUCGAUCACCCGAAGUGAUGGAGACUGGUCUUCAACUACAGGUCAAAUGAAAUUGCACUAUAAACCUUGGGAAUCUUAGAGUGUUGUGGACACCCAGCCAGAGGUGACUUUUACUGUGCAUGUUUCACCUGAUUUUAAUUCAUUAUCCCUCCUCCCCAGCCUGCUGUGGCAGAGAGUGUAGCUGCGGGUUCUUUUUGGGGUGGAGAAAAUGGAGGGCAAAUGUUCAAUUGUGUUUUUAUCAGCUGACAAUCAGGUGCAGUUUUCUUCUCUCUUUAUUUCUGGCCACGUUGAUCUAACACCUAACCUGCAGUGAGCUCCCAGCAAGGAUCUCAACUCUUCCAGCAGGUUCUUACUAGAAAAGUGGGACCAGGAUCACCUAUAGCAGUGCAGGGUGGGGACUAUCUAGUCUUUACAGCCAUACAGUCCAUUUGGGACCAUAUCUGUCCACGGAAGUCCCUGGAGUUGAAUCAGGUUGUGUGUAGCACUGGUUUCCCACUGAAGUGGACAGGGUGUUACUGUGUUGCAGUGAUCAUUGUGAAAUUGAUUAAAUUGGUUUUAAAGUGACUGCUAAACCUGAGGAGCCUCUUCCUGAAGCAAGGGGUGUUCAGGGGCUCCAGGCAACAGUUAGUUGCAAUGAUGCCUUUUUCUUUAACAUUGGCCAAGCCAGGUUUUAGCAAUCUGUGUCUGGUCUGUAGCACAGCCCAUACCGUUGCCUGCACGGAUCUGGGGAUCAGACUGGAACAUCUGUGGCACAAGCAAUGCUCAUAGGUACUCUUCUCUGUAAAGUGCUUAUGUUAUUUUUCAUCUCACUUUAGAGAGCUGCCAAACUACAGUCCAGGAUUGUGGAUGCCCUUCUUUUCUCUCCCAUUUACCCACCUAGUUUGAUGGCCUGGAUAAAGCAGCCAUAGGAGUCUCUCUAGACUAGCUUCUCUCUUCCUUCUUGCUCUUUGCAUACUGGCGCCCAGGCACCAGCCACCAGAGCCUUCCACAGCACGUCUCACAGACUCUGUAGCAGUUGUGUUUGCUCUGUAGCAAAAUGUCUCUGUAUCAUGGGCUUUAUUGUCUCAGCUGUGCAAUGAGUGCUGCCAGAUACCACAAACUAGGAGGAGUCUGUCCUGGAGAGGACAUUCACAAGUGCUUAUCAGCUGCCCCCUUUUCUGCCUCUUACGGGAGAAAUCUCUCUGAUCUGGAAGGGUGAAGUUCUGCUCCCAGAGUAUGCAUAUUACAACUCCUGUUGCUCUGGGGGAAGAAAAGGGGCAGAAAAUAAGUGUUUCUACAGCCUGGAAUAAGCCUUACCUGCUAAAGAAACAAUUUUGGCACCUUUGUGCACAGGAAUGGGGUCUCUGAGGGCAAUUGCACCUUUGUUGUGGUACUACAGUGUUCAUGGGUCCUCAGAUCAAGGAAGAAGAGGAGGGGAUAAGGGUCACAGCUCUGUUUUGGGGAAAGGGGUUGGUUCCUGUGCUAUUUCACCUCUGCAGUUUGGGUCCAGAUCAAAGCAGUCGUAAGAGUUUACAUGUGCAUCAUUUCAGGUGCUGGCCCUGUGAGUUCUGUAGCAGUGGAGAUCAUCUCCCUGGGGAGCAGCAGGCAAGCAGGAGAGCUAAGACAAUACUGACGGGAGCUUGGGUAACACGUAAGGAGGUCAUUCCUUUCCUCACCUAUUGCUAAGCCUUUCUGAUUACAGAUGCCUUUAAAACAGAUGUGAGCAGAAAUGGGAAUUCUCUGGAAGUUUUAGGAAAACUUUGGAAAAUUUUGGUAUAUUUUCCUUCGCAGCAUAUCCCAGAGUAUUUUAUAACCUACCAGAGUGCAGUAUGCACCAAGUGACUUUUAUUUGUGGUUUCUCAGCUGAAAGCUACUUAAUGCCCAUCAGUUUCUCCCCAGUAAAGGUUUCUAUUCCUGCCAGUGGUGUGCUCUAUGGUGAAGCAGCAAGCUACAAGUUCAAGGGCCACCAGUUUCUUCAUCAGCCUGGUUUCGACCAGCGUAUCUGUGCCUCUGCUCAGGAGUAGUAGGGAGCUGAGCAGGGUAAUCCAGGCACCAUUCUUUAGUCCUUUAUCCAUAGAUGAACAUAGUUGACAUGAACUGGUUGAAAACAGCUCUGAAGUUGACCUUAUAACUUGUUCUUCUAAACUGUUAUUCAUCUUUCUGACUUUGAUUUUGUGUCCCCAUACCCUGUCUGAGCAAGUCUACAAGCAGCCCUGGGAAUCAGAAAGGCCAGACUUUAAAGCAGUAUUAGAUGUAUUGUGAGUGAAGAUGUGAAACCCUCUUACAUUCCUGCUCAUCAGAACUGAAUUCUCCCCCCAUACAUAGAGCAGGUUGUACACAGAGCCUGUUGUCUGCUAGGAAUCUGUGAGCUCGAGGAGUCAGGAGCAGUGCAAAGUGCUUAAGUUUUUAUAAUAUUUCUUUCAUCAUUAAAAUGACGCUGUGAAAACUUGAUGUGUUUUUGCAGAGUAUCAGGUAAUUCAGUGAUGUUAUUUUCUAGCACCCAGAGUGCCACAGUGCUGCAGCACCAGAGAGCUAAUAGCAGCCAGGCUUUUCCUUUACCUCCAGACGUCCUUGAAGCUGCUGGCUUAUGUCAGAGACGUAAUAUUCUGCAUUCUGCUCAUUUGUGGUUCCAACUUGUCACAGUCAACAACUUGUUCCUGAAGGAGCCGUCCACUGAGGGUCGGGUUUUGGUGAUUCUUUUGGUCUUAUUUCAGCUGCUGAGAGGAUUUUACAUCAGUCAGAGAAAAUGUGGAUCUAUUGAACCUUACAGAUGUGCAGUGCUAAAGCAGAAGGCAAGGACUGUUACCGACAGAUGGAUUUGAACAGUGCAUAUUAGAGGAAGUUAUUUUAUGCUUGUGUCCUUGAGUGAGGACACACCUGUGCUGGACUUCCCUUUUAGUAAGUAUAUUGCAGCACUGGUCCAGGAUGGGUGCAGGGAGCAGUAGUGCACACUGGGAGAGCCGGGGUGCUGGCUGUAGAGCUCCUUCAGGGACAUCUGCCGGCAGCACGGCACAGCACAGCACAAGAUGGGGCUUGCCAAUUGCACCUUUGAGUCCUAGAUGCUUGGAGACAGGCAGAGAUUAAUUUUGCACACAUUGGUAAGGAGGAGGGGGAGGCUUGUAAGGGAGUGAUGAGAGGAGGUUGCAAGAAACCAUCUCUGAGUGAGGUGUAGAGGAGCUGUAAAAUGCUGAUGAAUUACUUUUGAGUUUACUUAGAGUUCUUAAAACAACAUCUCAUGUCACUCUUUCCCCAUCAGUCGAUGAGGAAUCUUAGCACUUACGUGGCAUACUGUGGUUCUUCACUACUUGCUCCUUUAGCAGUAGGAAGUAUUUUAUCAAUGGGAGAGGGAGAGGACAGAGAAAUUAUCAUUGUCUGAGGUUGCUGGACUAGAAAUAAAGCUCAGGGAUUCUGUAUCCCAAGACCUUGCCCCUUCUGAUGGGUUAUGCUGCCCAGAUUAGACAGUUUCAAUUUGAACUGGGGUAUGAAGGGUGGAAUCUGACACGUUUAGAGCUGGUGCUAAAAUGAUAGCUAUCUGCUGACCUCACAAGACAGCUGCUGGUCUGUGCCAAUAUUUAGUCUCACAGGAUGGUGAUAGGACUUUCACACCUACUUCAGUGAGUAAAGAGCUCAAAGUCUGUUUACAUAGAUCCAAGCUCAGCUCAAUCGCUUUGGAAACCCCACCCACUUGGCUUUUGGCUUUACCCAAAGUGGAACUAGAGGAUAUGGAUGUAGUUCAACACCGGCAACCUCUGGAGGUAAGCUGGGAUCUAGAGAGCAAAGGCCAGCACCUCUGGGGUUUCAGCCUCUUUGAAUAUUGCUGCUGUUGUGUUUCUUUUAUAGCAGUGGCUGCUCUGCAGUGCUCUGUGCUGCGACUCAAAAAUUCCUCCUGCAAUCACUGAUGCUGAGAGCUGGUUACAAGAGAAAACAGUGCGUUUUGCAGCUCUACAAAGAAAGAAUCACACAUAAGGCAGAAACCAAGCUUGUUUAAAGGUAAAUGUAUUUUUAGUGUCAGCAUUAAUCAUUGGCUUUUAAUUGGAAAAAGCUUUCUAAUGAGGUAUUUCUCAAAUGCCAGUAGUAAUACAGAAAAAUUUAUGUUUCAGGGUACUUUACACUAAAGAGCACAAAAUAUUCCCUACGUCUGAUUUAAAAUGCAAAAGUACCUCAAAUUUCCAGUGAGCUUAAUAGACACGUUAGUCACUGACUGUCUUCUGACUCCCCCACAGUGUCUGUUUAGUUUGCAAAUAAAGCUAGAUUUAUGCAGCUUUUCUUUUGCUUACACUACUAAUGCCACCAACACAGCCAAGUGUUAAACACAGAGCACUAAACAAUGUAAUUUUCUGCCUUAAAAUACAGAACAAAUGAUACUUCCCCGUUAAGGGCUAGUAAAACAAAAUGAUACUUGCAAGGUAAGAGGCUAUGGUAUGUUUCCAAAUAUUUUUGUAUCGUGCACAUUCUGUAUAUUUUUGUUGUAAUGAUAUUAUUUGAGCGCAGAAUCCAUUAAAUUUUUUUGCUGGUG
This is a messenger RNA of Strigops habroptila (Kakapo), 6321 nucleotides long. RefSeq names its product rhomboid like 3 (gene RHBDL3). The transcript has 8 exons. Gene Ontology annotation, cellular component: membrane. NCBI's taxonomy places the organism in Eukaryota, Metazoa, Chordata, Aves, Psittaciformes, Psittacidae. Gene Ontology annotation, molecular function: calcium ion binding; serine-type endopeptidase activity. The record is from RefSeq and is a predicted model, not a curated record. Bases 3 to 1250 code for a protein of 415 amino acids.